Suillus clintonianus is the source of this 1764-nucleotide messenger RNA. Its product is annotated as PIN domain-like protein. The coding region runs from base 247 to 1560 and encodes 437 amino acids. Gene Ontology annotation, molecular function: 5'-flap endonuclease activity. The record is from RefSeq and is a predicted model, not a curated record. NCBI's taxonomy places the organism in Eukaryota, Fungi, Basidiomycota, Agaricomycetes, Boletales, Suillaceae. The transcript is spliced from 11 exons.
GCUCCAAAAGCUGCUGGACGGCCGAGAGGACUGCGAAUUUCGCACAUUAGGACCGUCAAUCUUCCAUUUGCACCCACCUUCGGUUUGGGUGGUAACUCGACCUCUCCUCCCGCCAAAAAACCGCGCUGCAUGCUGCUAUACUGCAGAUUGACGGUCCUCGGAUUUACAGUCCCAGGACCUUUGGCUGGUACUGCCACCGGCGCUUAUGUACGCAACCUCGCUAUAGGGCAAGCUGUGCUCGUCGUGAUGGGCAUCAACGACUUAUGGGAGGUCCUCGAACCUGCUGCAGCAAUCGUGCCCCUCAUCUCUCUCGCCAUCGAGGGCCGCUACGAGGGACCCGCACCGCAUGUGCCUUAUGUUGUGGGUGUUGACGCAAGACGGGCCAAAAUCCUGCCCUCCGAACAUUUUUAUUUCGGCCUCGCUCGCCUCGUCCGUCUCCCAGUCCAGCUGAUUUUCGCGUUCGACGGCAACCAGCGACCGCAGAUCAAACGGGGCCACAGGGUAUCCACUAAUGACCAUUGGAUGGUCAAGCCCACGCAGCGACUACUGAAUGCGUUCAACGUGCAAUGGAUCACGGCUGCUGGAGAAGCCGAGGCGCAGCUGGCGCAGAUGAACGGUGCUGGUGUCAUCGAUGCUGUCAUGACGGAUGACAGCGACGCGUUUGUUUUCGGUGCUCACACUGUCCUGCGCAAUCUUACUGGCGACGGAUUCCUCACCCUCGCCAUCUGCUGCGGCGGCGAUUACGACAAGAAGGGCCUGGUGGGGUGCGGUCGUGAAACGGCGCUUGGCCUGGCUCGCUGCGUGGAUGCUGGCGUGCUUCGCACUGCCAUGUGUGGCAACAGCCUUGACGGGCCUCUGCAACGGUGGCGGGAUGCCGCUCGGUAUCAUCUUGUCGACGACCCCACUGGAAAAAUGGGACGUUCUCACCCUGCUCUUGCACACUCGCUCCCCGACUCGUUCCCCGAUCCGCACGUCAUCGACUUGUAUGCACGCCCUGCUGUCACUGCAAUCGCCAAGCUGCCCAUUCUCCAAUCCCCCCUUCUCGGCUGGGAAUCGAAGAAGGUCGUCAGCACCUUUCGCUCGACGAUCUGGCCUGUCGUGGACCUGGCUAACAAUUCUCCUGCAAGUGACGAGAUUGCCCUUGCUCCGGCCUGCACGAGGGCAGUGUUUCAGAGCCAUGCUGUGCGCCCGAAAAAAGCCCUUGCGGGUGUUCCAGGGCACAAUAACGACGUGCCCACUCAUGACCUCGAGCAGUCCACACUCCAGUUGCUCGAGGAUUCACCUGGCUGCUCUCAUUGUGAGGAUCGUGCCCCGCGAUCUCACAGAUACAUUCGAGUUUGGCUCGCCGACAAAAUCUACGAUUCCUGGGUGCAGACAAUGAUUCUGCAGUCUCCAAAUCAUCCCAGCACCUCAAACGCUACUCACUCUUCCGUCAUUGAUCUCACGCACGACGACGAGGCAGUGGCAGUUAGUGAUGUCAUUGACCUUACUCAAGAUGGGGAUGAUGUAGUGCCCUGGAGCGCCGGUGCCAGUCAUGAUUUUAUUGAUCUUACUCUCUGAUGCAAUUGUUUUUUUUCAACCUACUGUAUCUAGCGCCCCCCAUGUAUUAGUAUUGUGUGGUUUGUUAUAGCAUUGAAGCACCUUCACGCCCUUCUGUUGUUUCUCCUUCUUGUUCUGUUGCAUCAUUGAGGUCCAACGCCGCUACUCCUGCCGCUUCUCGUCCUCGUGCUUCAAUAUCAGACGUUGUGAGGAGAACACCUUCAG